Gigantopelta aegis is the source of this 385-nucleotide messenger RNA. Its product is annotated as threonine-rich protein-like. The record is from RefSeq and is a predicted model, not a curated record. Lineage: Eukaryota; Metazoa; Mollusca; Gastropoda; Neomphalida; Peltospiridae. The coding region runs from base 17 to 385 and encodes 122 amino acids. The transcript has 2 exons.
GGCGCUGUUCAACACAAUGGAGCGACUUGUUUUUUUGCUGGUUGUUACUGGGUGUCAGCUGGCUGGCUUAGCCACAACGUCAGGAUCGACAACUACAGAUCCACCGGCGGGAACCACAUCAUUCACAGAAUUAAGUACAACACCACCAAGCGCAACAGACUCACCUCCUAGUCCAACGUCGGGUGCGCCUACAACAGUCGCAUCUAUAACUACAACAGUCGCUUCCACAACAUCAGCAAUGAUAUCAACGUCAGCUCUUGGGCCAACGUCAGCAAUAUUGUCAACAUCAGGUCCUAAUCCAACGUCACCAAUAUCGUCAACAGAAGCUACUGGUCCAACGUCGCACACCACGUCCACAAGAGAGACGACGUCACAAAAUCUGUAA